Acanthoscelides obtectus is the source of this 543-nucleotide messenger RNA. Lineage: Eukaryota; Metazoa; Arthropoda; Insecta; Coleoptera; Chrysomelidae. The record is from the annotation of a GenBank genome assembly.
AUGGAAAGGUGCAUAAAUCGGGAGCUUCUAGACUACCUCGAUCGCCUCGGCUCAAUUAGCGACAGGCAGUACGCUUACGUCACGCAACUGUGGAGUAAACUCAUCCAGUUUUGUAGUGAGGCACAUCAAAGAACUGUUACUGCGGAUUGGUAUACCACCAUUUGUUUGCCAAAAGUCAUCACCGAGCUUCGAAAAAUCAACCCCGAAAGAAAAAUCAUCCUCCACCAAGACAAUGAAAGCUCGCACACAGCCCAAAAAACAAGGCAGUAUUUAGCGGAAGAAAACGUGGAAUUAUUGGACUAUCAUCCAUAUGGUCCCGAUCUAAGUCCUAGCGAUUUCUUUACUUUCCCGGAAAUUAAAAACAGACUGCGUGGUCAAAGGUUCCAGUCACUAGAAGAAGCAGUUGACGCAUUCAAAAAUGUCGUUUUGGAUCUGCCGGCAAACGAGUGGAGUAAGUGCUUCGAAAAUUGGUUCGAGCGCAUGCAGAUGUGUAUUAAUCUUCUUCGAGAAUACUUCGAAAAACAAUAAAGUCAUUUAAAACUA